Pararge aegeria (speckled wood butterfly) is the source of this 4232-nucleotide messenger RNA. It is a transcript of the gene raptor, whose product is annotated as regulatory-associated protein of mTOR. Gene Ontology annotation, biological process: positive regulation of protein serine/threonine kinase activity; positive regulation of cell growth; cellular response to starvation. The transcript has 30 exons. NCBI's taxonomy places the organism in Eukaryota, Metazoa, Arthropoda, Insecta, Lepidoptera, Nymphalidae. The record is from RefSeq and is a predicted model, not a curated record. Gene Ontology annotation, cellular component: cytoplasm; TORC1 complex. Bases 105 to 4232 code for a protein of 1375 amino acids. Gene Ontology annotation, molecular function: protein-macromolecule adaptor activity; protein binding.
UGGACGCGCAUUUAAACUUGCGAGGUUUAUAAAAUGUUUUCCUUUAGUUAUCAAAUGUGUUAGACGUUCAAAACAAAUAGGAUUGUGUUGUGUACUGUGUGAAAAUGACAGAUAUGGCUCCUUAUCUCGCGGUUAACGAUGAGGAGGACAGCGGCGAGCCCGACAGUGAUUCCUCCGACUUCGAAGACGAUUUGCCUCUAAUUUUCAAUAAACCCAGACACUUAGAGCCUAUCAAAGGAGCAGAGCGUGAGGAACACUCAUGGAGGGUCAAAGAGAAGUACAAGACACACUGCGUGGCAUUGGUGCUGUGCCUCAAUGUAGGUGUCGACCCGCCUGAUGUUAUCAAAACACAACCCUGUGCCCGUCUGGAGUGCUGGAUUGAUCCCAACUCACUGUCGCCCAGCAAAGCACUGGAAAGCAUCGGCAAUGCACUACAGACGCAGUACGAGCGCUGGCAGCCGCGUGCUCGCUACAAGCAGUCCUUGGACCCCACUAUGGACGAUAUUAAAAAGCUUUGCUGCUCGCUUCGCAGAAAUGCGAAAGAAGAACGCGUCUUAUUCCACUACAAUGGACACGGUGUUCCCAAGCCUACCUCUCAGGGAGAGAUAUGGGUUUUCAAUAGGUCGUACACGCAGUACAUCCCGCUGUCGAUGUACGACCUGCAGACGUGGAUGGGCGCGCCGUCGCUGUACGUGUACGACUGCUCCAACGCGGGCGCCAUCGUGGACAACUUCAAACAGUUCGCCGUGCAGCACGAGAGAGAUUUCGAGAUGCAGGCGAGCUCCAAGGCCUGCGACGCCGGCGCGCCCGCCGUGUCGUACAAGAACUGCAUCCAGCUGGCGGCGUGCGCGGCCGGCCAGAGCUUGCCGAUGUCCCCGGAGCUGCCGGCGGACCUGUUCACGGCGUGCCUCACCACGCCCGUCAAGAUGGCCAUCAAGUGGUUCGUGCUGCGGACGCGGCUGCGCGUGGCCCGCGCCGACCUGGUGGACCUCAUUGACAAAAUUCCAGGGCAAGUGACUGACCGCCGCACGAUGCUGGGCGAGCUGAACUGGAUCUUCACGGCCAUCACGGACACCAUCGCCUGGAGCUCGUUGCCGCCCGAGCUGUUCCAGCAGCUGUUCCGCGCGGACCUGCUGACGGCCAGCCUGUGCCGCAACUUCCUGCUGGCCGACCGCAUCAUGAGAUCCUACAACUGCACGCCGGUGUCCUCGCCCGCGCUGCCGUCCCUGGCGCGGCACCCUCUGUGGGCGGCCUGGGAACACACGCUGGACCUGGCCCUGGCUCAGCUGCCCGCGCUGCUGGACCGGCCGCACCACCACAACUACCACCAUUCACCCUUUUUCCGCGACCAGUUGACCGCCUUCCAACUUUGGCUUGAUCUUGGCAACUGGUCGGUGCAGCGGCCUCCGCCGGAGCAGCUGCCCAUGGUGUUGCAAGUGCUGCUGUCCACCCUGCACCGCGUGCGAGCGCUGCAGAUCCUGUGCCGCUUCCUGUCGCUGGGCGCGUGGGCCGUGCGCGCGGUGCUGGCCGUGGGCAUCUUCCCCUACAUGCUCAAGCUGCUGCAGGCCUCGGCGCACGACCUGCGCGCGUCGAUGGUCUAUAUUUGGGCCAAGAUCGUAGCAGUUGACCCGAGUUGUCAAGUUGAUCUUGUAAAUGCAAAAGGCCACAAAUAUUUCCUGUCCAUACUUCAAGACUCAACAGUUGAUACCGAGCAUCGCACACUGGCAGCAUUCGUUCUGGCUGGAAUUGUGGACAACUACCCCGCGGGACAGGAGGCAGCUCUACAGGGCUCCAUGAUAUCGGCGUGCCUGGAGAAGCUGCGCGAGUGGGCGGAGGCGGGGGGCGUGUGCGAGGACGGCGGCGAGGCGGCGCUGCUGAAGUGGGCGUGCAUCGCGCUGGGCCGCCUGUGGCGCGGCUGGGACGCGGCGCGCUGGGUGGGCGUGCGGGACCGCGCGCACGACAAGCUGGCCGCGCUGCUACUCCACCGCCGCCCCGAGGUGCGCGCGGCGUGCACGUUCGCGCUGGGCACGUUCGUGGCGGCGGGCGCGCACGCGGCGGCGCGCACCGACCACGCCAACGCGCUGGACCAGCUCGUGGCCAAGCGCCUGGCCGAGCGCCUGGCCGUGGACGCGUCGCCGCUGGUGCGCGCAGAGGUGCUGGCGGCGCUCCAGUGGAUGGUGCUGAUAUUCGAACAACACUUUAUCGCUGUUUACAUACAAGAGAGAAUGAAAAGGAGCGAUAGCGGGCACCCGGAGCGCGGCGGCCGCAUCGACCCCGCGCUGGACGCGCUGGCGGGCGCGCGCCACCCGCACUCGGCCGUCCCCGUAACCCGUCGUGUUGCUCUUCUAGGCUUCGGCUCGGUGUUCCUGGAGCUGUGGAACCCGCUGUGCGCCAUGGCGCGCGAGCCGCACCCGCAGCUGGCGCAGAUGGCGGCCGACAUCGUGGCCUACGUGUCCAACCAGGUGGACAGCGUGGGGCGCGAGGUGGAGCGGCCCGGCGCCGCGCACAGCAACUCGCUGCCGCCGUCGCCCAACUCGCGGCCCGCCCUGCUCGCGCACGACUCGCGCACGCUGCCGCACAUGGGCCAUCGUCGAGGCAAGUCCGGCUUGCCGCACACCAUAUCGGAGGAUUCCGUGGCGCACAGAGACCGGGAACGCGACUCCACUUCUUCCAAUUCUAGUCAGUCCGCUAAGAAGGUGAUCGUGAGCACGCAGUUCGUGGAGUGGGCCGCGGCGCAGUUCGCGCGCGGCGACGCGGCGGGCGCGGCCGGCCCCUUCAGCGCGGCGGGCGCGGCGCCGCGCGCCGACCGCGACAGUCGCGCGCACCACGAGCGCGAGUGGCGGCGCGAGCGCAACCGCAGCAUCCGCCGAGAGGCCCGCGCGCUGCGCGGCUGCAAGGCGCCGCGGCUGGAGACGGUGGCGUUCCACUCGCGCUGCCCGCUGCCGCCCGCCGUGGUGCUGUUCCACCCGUACGAGCAGCACGCCGCGCUGGCGUCGCGCGAGAACUUCGGCAUCUGGGACUGGGGCACGGCGGCCAAGCUGUGCGUGGGCGCGUGGCGGCGCGCGUGGGGCCGCAUCACGGCGCUGGCCUACCUCAACGCGCACCAGAGCGCGCUGCUGGCCGUGGCGUCGCACCAGGGCCACCUCGCCAUCUACCGGCCGUCGGGCGGCAGCGCCGAGCCCGCGCUGGUGGCGGCGUGGCGCGCGCUGGACGUGCGCCCCGCGCCCGACUACCGCCCGCCCUCCGCGCAGCCCAUCUACAGCCUGGCGCAGCUGGUGUCGGAGCAGUUCGCGGCGCCCGACGAGCGCGGCCCGCGCGCGCCGCACGACGCGCCCAGCCGUGAGUGCCCGGGCGCCAGCGGCGCUCCGCCCACGGGCACGCUGGUGCGCUGGAGCGCGCGGCGCCGCUCGCUGGCGCUGGCCGGCCAGGCCGCGGCCGUGCGCCUGUGGGACGCGCACGCGGAGCUGCUGCAGGCAGAGAUCCCCACCGGCUGCGAGGCGGCGGCCACGGCGCUGUGGCGCGGCGGGCGCUCGGCGCGGCUGGUGUGCGGCUUCGGCGACGGCUCGGUGCGCGCGUGGGACGAGCGCGCGGCGCGGCCCGUGGCGGCGCUGCACCACCACGCCGCGCCCGUGCUGUGCUGCGCGCCGCGCGACGACCUGUACACGCUGGUCACGGGCUGCUCGGAGGGCGAGAUCCGCAUCUACGACACGCGCACGCUGAGCCCCGUGGAGGUGCUGCGCGCGCCCGGCCCGCUGGCGGCGCUCGACGUGCACCCGCGCGCCGCGCUGCUCGCCUGCGGGUCGGUGAACCAAUGCAUUAGCAUCUACGACCUGAAGGGCGCGCAUCUCAACACUAUCAAGUUCCACGAAGGGUUCAUGGGCGCGCGCAUCGGACCCGUGCGCGCUGGGCGUUGGCUCCAAGGACUCCACCGUGUCGGUGUACGUGUCGGAGGCGCGCCGGUGACACUCGCUCUACGGGCUCGCCCUCUCGCUGCCCUUCAACCAGUGACACUCAGUUAUUUAGUGUUAAUUAUAUUAGUUGGUAAGAGCUCGUGUGAGAGGCUGGCGUGGCGCCUCGCCGCACAGCCCUCGCGCUUCGGUCUCGGAAAUAACGAUGUUACACAGGUCCCGGCUGUGUGUAAACCUGCAGGCUCGUAUUCGUUUCAGGUUCCAGGGCGCAUUGGUAUGGCUCCAGCGACAUUUUUGCGCUGUAUCAAGACAAGAAAUCUUUAA